Molecule: messenger RNA, 3188 nt
Organism: Equus quagga
Lineage: Eukaryota; Metazoa; Chordata; Mammalia; Perissodactyla; Equidae
Gene: KIF2A
Product: kinesin family member 2A
Exons: 20
Coding region: 254-2374 (706 amino acids)
Biological process (GO): microtubule-based movement
Molecular function (GO): microtubule binding; ATP binding; microtubule motor activity
Source: RefSeq, a predicted model, not a curated record
GCCUCACGGCCCCGGCCCUCGCUUCACCCCGACGCCCCGGCGUGCGCGUCCUCCCGCCGGCCUGCAGGCCCGCGGCCUCCGCCCGCCAGCCCGCCGCUGCUCCUCGCGGCCCCGGCUCGCGUUCACGCUGUCGCCCGGGCCGGCGCGGCCGCGGGCCACCGCUCCCCCUCCCACACCUACCCCGCCCCCUCCCCGCCUUUUCCGCCCUCCGGUCCCCCUCCCUCGGCCCGCCGCCGCUGCUCCAGAUGAGGUGAUGGCAACGGCCAACUUCGGCAAGAUCCAGAUCGGGAUUUACGUGGAGAUCAAGCGCAGCGAUGGCCGAAUACAUCAAGCAAUGGUAACAUCUUUAAAUGAAGAUAAUGAAAGUGUAACUGUUGAAUGGAUAGAGAAUGGAGACACGAAAGGCAAAGAGAUCGACCUGGAGAGCAUCUUUUCACUUAACCCUGACCUUGUACCUGAUGAGGAAAUUGAGCCCAGUCCAGAAACACCUCCACCUCCAACAUCCUCAGCCAAAGUAAACAAAAUUGUAAAGAAUCGACGGACUGUGGCUUCUAUUAAGAAUGAGCCUCCUCCAAGAGAUAAUAGAGUGGUUGGUUCUGCACGUGCACGGCCUAGUCAGCUUCCUGAGCAGUCUUCCUCUGCACAACAGAAUGGUAGUGUUUCAGAUAUAUCUCCAGUUCAAGCUGCAAAAAAGGAAUUUGGACCCCCUUCACGUAGAAAAUCUAAUUGUGUGAAAGAAGUAGAAAAAUUACAGGAAAAACGAGAAAAAAGGAGACUACAACAGCAAGAACUGAGAGAAAAGAGAGCCCAGGAUGUUGAUGCUACAAACCCAAAUUAUGAAAUUAUGUGUAUGAUCAGAGACUUUAGAGGAAGUUUGGAUUAUAGACCAUUAACAACAGCAGAUCCUAUUGAUGAACAUAGGAUAUGUGUUUGUGUAAGAAAACGCCCACUCAAUAAAAAAGAAACUCAAAUGAAAGAUCUUGAUGUAAUCACAAUCCCUAGUAAAGAUGUUGUGAUGGUACAUGAACCAAAACAGAAAGUGGAUUUAACAAGGUACCUAGAAAACCAGACAUUUCGCUUUGAUUAUGCCUUUGAUGACUCAGCUCCUAAUGAAAUGGUUUACAGGUUUACAGCUAGACCACUAGUGGAAACUAUAUUUGAGAGAGGAAUGGCUACAUGCUUUGCUUAUGGACAGACUGGAAGUGGAAAAACUCAUACUAUGGGAGGUGACUUUUCAGGAAAGAAUCAGGAUUGUUCUAAAGGAAUUUAUGCAUUAGCAGCUCGAGAUGUGUUUUUAAUGCUAAAGAAACCAAACUACAAGAAGUUAGAACUUCAAGUAUAUGCAACCUUUUUUGAAAUUUAUAGUGGAAAGGUGUUUGACUUACUAAACAGGAAAACAAAAUUAAGAGUGCUGGAAGAUGGAAAACAGCAGGUUCAAGUGGUCGGAUUACAGGAACGGGAGGUCAAAUGUGUUGAAGAUGUAUUAAAACUCAUUGACAUAGGCAACAGUUGCAGAACAUCCGGUCAAACAUCUGCAAAUGCACAUUCAUCUCGGAGCCAUGCGGUGUUUCAGAUUAUUCUUAGAAGGAAAGGAAAACUACAUGGCAAAUUUUCUCUCAUUGAUUUGGCUGGAAAUGAAAGAGGAGCUGAUACUUCCAGUGCAGAUAGGCAAACUAGGCUUGAAGGUGCUGAAAUUAAUAAAAGCCUUUUAGCACUCAAGGAGUGCAUCAGAGCCUUAGGUAGAAAUAAACCUCAUACUCCUUUCAGAGCAAGUAAACUCACUCAGGUGUUAAGAGAUUCAUUCAUAGGUGAAAACUCUCGCACCUGCAUGAUUGCCACAAUCUCUCCAGGAAUGGCAUCCUGUGAAAAUACUCUUAAUACAUUAAGAUAUGCAAAUAGGGUGAAAGAACUGACAGUGGAUCCAACUGCUGCUGGUGAUGUCCGUCCAAUAAUGCACCAUCCACCAAAUCAGAUUGAUGACUUAGAGGCACAGUGGGGUGUGGGGAGUUCCCCGCAGAGAGACGAUUUAAAACUUCUUUGUGAGCAAAAUGAAGAAGAGGUUUCUCCACAAUUGUUCACUUUCCACGAAGCUGUCUCACAGAUGGUAGAAAUGGAAGAACAAGUUGUAGAAGAUCACAGGGCGGUGUUCCAGGAAUCUAUUCGAUGGUUAGAAGAUGAAAAGGCUCUUCUAGAAAUGACUGAAGAAGUAGACUAUGAUGUAGAUUCAUACGCUACACAACUUGAAGCUAUUCUUGAGCAAAAAAUAGACAUUUUAACUGAACUGCGGGAUAAAGUGAAAUCUUUUCGUGCAGCUCUGCAAGAAGAAGAACAGGCCAGCAAGCAAAUCAACCCGAAGAGACCCCGAGCCCUUUAAAUUGGUAUUUGCUGCUAAAGGAUCCCCAGAACCCUCGCUACUGUAACAUACAACGAUUCAGUUGUAAGGGCCAUUUGAAAGUUUGAAAUUUUAAGUGUCUGUGGAAAAUGUCUUGUCCCUUCACCUGAAUGACAUUUCAAUUUUGUGAAGCACUCCUUUGUCUACAAAAUGCUUCUAGUCCAGGAGGCACAACCAACAUUUGGGAAUAGUGAAGCAUUUUGUUUCAUUCACCCAAAUGGUGAUUUACUUUUGGAGAUCCUUGCCAAUUUUAUUUUCCAUAUGAUGAAGUAAGAUUGUGGACUUGAUCCAGAGGCGAAUAGUAGGAGGAUGCCACAGCAUUUCCUUUUAACUCGGUUUGAUUUUUGUAGCAAGACUGAGCAGUUUUAAAUCCUUUGCGUGCAUGCAUACCUCAUCUGUGAUUGUACAUACCUUGACCACUCCUAGAGACAGCUGUGCUCACCUCUUCCUGCUUUGUGCCUUGAUUAAGGCUAUUGACCCUAAAUUUCUGAAGCACAGCCAAGAUAAAUUACAUUCCGUAUUUGUCAUUGUAAAUUACCUUUCUUGUGUGUACAUUUUUACUGUAUUUGAGACAUUUUUUGUGUGUGACUAGUUAAUUUUGCAGGAUGUGCCAUAUCAUUGAAUGGAACUAAAGUCUGUGACAGUGGACAUAGCUGCUGGACCAUUCCAUCUUAUAUGUAAAGAAAUCUGGAAUUAUGAUUUUAAAACCAUAUAUGUGGUUAUAAUUUUCUUAGCAUUUCUUUGUAAAGAACUAAAAUAUAAACUAGUUGGUGUAUAAUAAAAAGUAAUGAAAUUC